Molecule: messenger RNA, 1380 nt
Organism: Sporothrix brasiliensis 5110
Lineage: Eukaryota; Fungi; Ascomycota; Sordariomycetes; Ophiostomatales; Ophiostomataceae
Product: coiled-coil domain containing protein
Exons: 1
Coding region: 1-1380 (459 amino acids)
Biological process (GO): regulation of alternative mRNA splicing, via spliceosome
Source: RefSeq, a predicted model, not a curated record
AUGAGCCAGCCGAUGAAGAUCGGCCUCAACCUGUCCAAGAAACCUGGAGCAGCAAAACCGGGCGCAACAGCAAAACGACCCGCAAUCUUUGGUGGCGGCGACGAUGACGGCGAUUCCGACGACGGCGAUGGCGGCGGCGUGUUUGGGCGCAAGAAGACCGGCAGCAACAAAAGCAACACAAAACCGGAUGACGGACCUGUUGCUGUAGCGAUCACCGAGCUGGGCGACGACUUUCUAUCCGGCACGGCGCCACAAGACACAGACGAUGGCGACGAUGCGAAAAAGAAACUGGCACACCGAAAAGGCCAGCCGCCACCGAGCAAGUACAAAAAGGCCGCCGUCGACGGUGACGGCGACACGACAAGCUCCCCCUUUGGCAGCGACCUGGCGAGCGCGCUGACCGCGCGAAAACACCGCGAAGCCGCCGAGGCGCUCGACCCGUCCAUAUACGAUUACUAUGCGACGUACGAUGCAUUCAAGGCGGGCACAAGCAAGAACAAGGCAGGGGGACAUGCGGACGAUGGCGAGACGCCGCGCAAAUCGCAGUACAUGAGCAACAUUCGCAAAAUGGCCGAGGUCCGCGAGCGCGACCGCCGCGUCGCCGAGGACAAGAAGAUGCAGCGCGAGCGGGCGGCCGAGGGCGACGCCUUUGACGACAAGGAGACGUUUGUUACGGAGGCAUACAAGCAGCAGCAGGAGGAGAACAAGCGACUCGAAGAGGCGGAACGGAAACGCGAAGAGGCCGAGGCGGCCAAGGCGGCGGAGACGGGCGGCAUGACGGGGUUCUACAAAACGCUCCUACAACGGGACGAGGAGCGACAGGCGGCCAUCCAAGAGUCCCUGCGCGCUGCGACAGCAGCACGGAAGAGCGGGGACAGCGGUGGUGCAAGCGAGGGCGGGGAUGAGGCCGAGGAGGACGACUCGUCGACCGCACGCGCGCGCGCAAUCAAUGCGCAUGGCGGGCAUGUUGCCGUCAACGACGAGGGCGAGGUCGUCGACAAGCGGCAGCUGCUGCAGGGCGGCCUCAACAUCAGCGCGCGGAAACGCUCCGACAUGGAACGCCAGAAAGAACGAGACGCGCGCGACCGCGACCGCGACCGCGACCGAAACCGCAAUGGCGACACAUACGCCAGCCGCAACAGCGAGGGCGUCUUUGCCGGCAGCAAACAGGCCAUGCGCGACCGGCAAUCGCGCAUGCUGGCCGCGCAGUACGAGCAGGCGCUCAAGCGCUCGCGCGACGCGGAGGACGAGCAGACGAAAGCCGCGCAAGAAGCGGCCAAGUCGCGCAAGACGACGGCCGACAUCUCCAGUGCCAAAGAGCGCUACCUGGCGAGAAAGCGCGCCGAGGCCGAGGCCAAAAAGGCGGGCGGGGAGCCGUGA